AUGUAUGACAGGGAUGGGGAGAAGGAGCGCCACCAAGCUGGGACUGGCUAUUUUGGUGACAAUGCCAGCUUUGUGCCAGUUCAGAGUGUGGUGGAGCCACAAUGUGUUGUCAAUAAAGUCCUGGAGCAAAAGGAGGAUUUGAAGUCGGUCCCCGCUGCCUUUGCGGAACAACAGCCGCUCUCCGCUCGCUCAGGUUCUGAGUCUGCUUCUCCACGUGGCACCUUGGAGUUUCUAGCUGGCACCAUUACCUCCAACGAGUGGAGUUCUCCCACCUCCCCUGAGGGGAGCAACGACUCAGGGGGCAGUGAGGCCUUGGACAAACCAAUUGACAAUGAUGCUGAGGGUGUAUGGAGUCCAGACAUUGAGCAGAGCUUCCAGGAAGCGCUAGCCAUCUACCCACCAUGUGGACGGCGGAAGAUUAUCUUGUCAGACGAAGGCAAGAUGUAUGGCCGAAACGAACUGAUAGCCCGCUAUAUUAAGCUGAGAACAGGGAAAACACGGACAAGGAAACAGGUAUCUAGUCACAUCCAGGUCCUGGCAAGACGAAAAGCUCGAGAGAUCCAAGCCAAGCUCAAGGAUCAGGCAGCUAAAGAUAAAGCCAUGCAAAGUAUGGCUACAAUGUCAUCUGCCCAGAUUAUCUCUGCAACAGCCUUCCAUAGUAAAAUGGCCUUGCCUGGUCUCCCACGACCAGCCUACCCUGCUGUUUCUGGGUUUUGGCAAGGAGCUUUGCCAGGCCAAGCUGGAUCUUCCCAAGAUGUGAAACCUUUUUCUCAACAACCCUAUGCUGUGCAACCUCCACUUCCAUUACCAGGGUUUGAGCCUCCUGCUGGUCUCUCACCUUCCCCAUCAGCACCAGCUUGGCAAGGACGAAGGGUUGCUAGCUCCAAACUUUGGAUGUUAGAAUUCUCUGCGUUCUUGGAACAACAACAAGACCAAGACACAUAUAACAAACACCUGUUUGUGCACAUUGGGCAGUCAAGCCCCAGCUACAAUGACCCCUACCUCGAGGCAGUGGAUAUCCGGCAGAUCUAUGACAAGUUCCCUGAGAAAAAAGGGGGCCUGAAGGAGCUCUUUGAAAGGGGGCCAGCUAAUGCCUUCUUCCUUGUCAAAUUCUGGGCUGAUUUGAACACCAAUAUUGAAGAUGAAUCCAGAUCUUUCUAUGGCGUUUCCAGCCAAUAUGAGAGCCCUGAAAACAUGGUCAUUACCUGUUCCACUAAAGUAUGCUCCUUUGGAAAGCAGGUGGUGGAGAAAGUGGAGACAGAGUAUGCACGCUAUGAAAAUGGACAUUAUUCCUAUCGCAUCCACCGCUCCCCUCUCUGUGAAUACAUGAUUAACUUCAUCCAUAAACUCAAGCACCUCCCUGAGAAGUAUAUGAUGAACAGUGUGCUGGAGAACUUUACUAUCUUACAGGUUGUGACAAACAGGGACACACAGGAGACCUUGCUGUGCAUAGCAUACGUUUUUGAGGUGUCAACUAGUGACCACGGUGCCCAACAUCACAUCUACCGGCUGGUGAAGGACUAGAGACUCUCUGCCCCAAGUCAUCCAUGGGAUAUAUGUCUGAGGAAAAAGCCCAUGCUUGAACACCCCCCUAUCUUCCAAUAUCAAAUUGAAAAAUAAACUGCAGAUAUUGUGUAUUUUCAGACAAGCACCUCUGAGCUGUUGAUUGAGAGGGUCAAAUAAUAAGUUUGUAUCUCCAGGUUUGUGCAAGUGGGGGAGAAGACUUGGAGUUAAAGAAAGAGGCAAAUAAUUUCAUAGGGAGUUUAUUACAAACAACAUCCUCUGGGAUGUAUCCCCCACACUGGGAAAUUAAGCCUCAGAGCAGUCACCGGGUGUGAUCAUGCAGAUAAAAAGACCAGUAUGCACCUGAGCAUACAGCUAUAGCAGUGGUAGUAGCAUCCACAAGCUAGACCACUUAAGUACCAGUUGAAAGGGUGCAUGAUAGGCCCUUUAUGUGUGUGUGCACUCAUAUGUAUACAUUCAUAGGUCUAGGCAUGCACAGACAUACUUCCUAUAUGUAUGUGUAAAUACAUAUACAGUUAGACAUGCAUGGGCAUAUGCAUAUGUAUGUAGAGAUGCACAUAGUAACCUACACAUCUGCCUGUCUAAUGGCCCACCUUUGCAGAUGGGCAGUCACAUUCUCCUUCAGCUAUACUGUCAGGGGCUGAACAUAGUUUUCCUCUCUUCCAUGCACAAUAGUGAGAGGCUAACCUUUCUUCUGCCUUUAAA
This is a messenger RNA of Struthio camelus australis, 2229 nucleotides long. It is a transcript of the gene TEAD4, whose product is annotated as TEA domain transcription factor 4. Gene Ontology annotation, cellular component: transcription regulator complex. Gene Ontology annotation, molecular function: RNA polymerase II cis-regulatory region sequence-specific DNA binding; DNA-binding transcription factor activity, RNA polymerase II-specific. The record is from RefSeq and is a predicted model, not a curated record. Gene Ontology annotation, biological process: embryonic organ development; hippo signaling; regulation of transcription by RNA polymerase II. Lineage: Eukaryota; Metazoa; Chordata; Aves; Struthioniformes; Struthionidae.